GCACGGCCCGGUGGGUCUGGUCCACGUUGACGCUCACGCUGACACCAGUGAUGUGGUUCUGGGGGAGCGGAUCGGACACGGGACCCCCUUCAGACGCUGUGUGGAGGAGGGGCUGCUGGACUGCAGCCGGGUGGUGCAGAUCGGCCUGCGGGGUUGGCAAGUAUGCCUGCGGGGGUCCGGUUACUCCGCCGACUCCUACGCCUGGAGCCGUGCUCAGGGUUUCCGUGUAGUGCAGGUGGAGGAGUGCUGGUUCAAGUCUCUGGCUCCCCUGAUGGAGGAGGUCAGGGGUCAGAUGGGAGGGGGUCCGGUGUACCUGAGUUUUGAUAUCGAUGCUCUGGACCCCGGCUUCGCUCCGGGCACCGGGACCCCCGAGAUCGCCGGGCUCACCCCCAUACAGGGAGUGGAGAUAAUCCGCGGCUGUCGGGGUUUGAACCUGGUGGGCUGUGACCUGGUGGAGGUGUCUCCCCCCUACGACACCACCGGAAACACGGCGCUGACCGGAGCUAACCUCCUGUUCGAGAUGCUCUGCGUCCUCCCCAACGUCAAAUACCUCUGAUUCUAAUCAAUAACAUCAAGUCUUCUUUAAAGAUAGAAAGAGGGUAACUCUGCAUCAAUUACAGAUGUUUCAUCAAUAAACAGUAAGUAUUGUUUACAGCCAAUGAGAGGACAGAUGCUCUACUGAAGAGGAUUCUAGUCUCAUAGUCUUUGAGAUGAAUUAUAAUAUCAUUCUGUGCUUUAUGAAUGAAAUAUAAGAUGUAAUUAAAAUGUAAAAAGUAUCUAAUGAAUGUGCAAUAUUUACAUAAAACACUAUAUCAAUGGA
Messenger RNA from Trematomus bernacchii (emerald rockcod), 820 nucleotides. RefSeq names its product agmatinase, mitochondrial-like. Gene Ontology annotation, molecular function: metal ion binding; agmatinase activity. NCBI's taxonomy places the organism in Eukaryota, Metazoa, Chordata, Actinopteri, Perciformes, Nototheniidae. The record is from RefSeq and is a predicted model, not a curated record.